AUGACUCGUACUAGGUCUUCUGUGUCUCUCCCUUCAUCUGGCGCUGCCGUUGAUUAUCGCAAUUCUUUAAGUUCGUUCGUCACUAAUAUUGAUAGAGAGUCUUUGGGUGAAAUUCGUGAUGAUUUUGGUAUUCCAGUUGCUUAUUCUCUUUCAGUCUGUGGUGCUCGUAUGAGUGCUAAUGAGAAUGUGGGAGAUGGCAAGGUAAUCGUUUAUAAGGAGCAAUUCCGUUGUGGCCUACGUUUCCCUUUAGAUCCUUUGAUUGAGUCUUUUGUUAAAGACUAUGGGAUUCCCUUAGGUCAGAUCCAUCCAAACGCCAUUCGUGUCUUGUGUUGCUUUAUUGAGUUAGUCUGUGACAGAGGCCUGUCUCCUUCUUUGGGUAUGUUGAAUGAGCUUUUCUUCAUAACGCGUAGGAGUAAUGAAUUUUAUCAUCGUUUGGCUGCUCAUCGAGGUAAACGUCUGAUUGACGCUCUGCCAAAGAUUACUAAGCGUUGGCAACGUUCUUUCUUUGUUGUGGGUCACGAUAGUGCUUUUGCUAACUUCCCCUGUGACUGGGUGGAUGAGUCUGAGUCCCUAUCUUUUUCUCCCCUAUGCGUUACUGACUCAGAAGCCCUAGAUUCUUUAGUGGAUAAUGCCCAGUCUCAGUUAUUUGAUUGUUGUGACCUAGUGGAUAGGUACUUGUACCGUAAGUUCCCUCAUAUUGAGUUGCCUCCUCGUACUGUGAUUGAGGGGCCUCUUGAGAGUGAUGGUACCCUGUCCCAGUCUUGCCGUUCUCCUUCACCUCUAUCUUUUGUAGAUUUGACGUCUGCGUCUCAGGGUAUGCUUCUUGUUAGUCCUUGUUUUGCUUUUAUUAUAUUUAGAUGUUUAUUUAUGCGUGUUGCCUUUGCAGGAAUGGGGGAGGACUUUCUUGAUGCUUUGACUCUGUCUUUUGAUGAUGAUUCUGCUGUCAUUACUGGGUCUCGUCCUGCAUCCUUGCCUCCUCGUCCUUCUGUCAAGAUUGAGAAGGGCGUUGAGACUGGACUUCCGGCUUCCUCUAGCAAGAAAGGGCGUGAUCUCCGUGACCGAACCAGACAGGGGCUUGCGAAACGCCUUAAGAAAAAUUUAGAUGCCUGUCCCAAUCCUAGAGAGUGGUUGGAGCAGAAUGUUGAGGGGCUGUCGGCUUCUUCUUCUGAGGUGGGUGCUUUGUUUUCUCAAUUUGUGCAAUUUCCGAAGGAUAUGGAAGUUUGGGACAGUUGUACUGGGUCAGGUGCUUGUGACCGGAUUGAUUCUGCCUUGCUGCAGCUUAUUCAAGGGAAUGCCGUGGUCCGUCGCAAGGUGGAGGAGACUGCGGCGUUGGAGUUGAGGCAUGAGAAAGAGAGGGCUGCAUUACGGGACUCUAUGUCUGCGGAGAGGACGAAGCUGAACAAGCAGCAUCAAACAGCCCUGGAUCGUGUUAAGAUCCUAGAGAAGAAAGUUUCUGACCGUGAAGCUACGUUGUUGCAGCUUCAGGCUACAUGUGAGAGGUUGUCUCAAGAGCAGCAGAAUAACAAAAGGGAUGCAAAUAUUUAUGUGAGCGGAUGCUUGACUGACUUUUGUGCCACCGUGAUCAAGAUAGUACGUGAAGACUAUCCCGACUAUGACAUCAACAAGUUUCUGUCAAUUGACCUCCGGGCUCUGGGUCAACGCGUUGCGGCUAAGGUGGCUGCCAAGAAAGCUGGGUCGUCUGUAUCACCGGUGCUUCCUUCUGAUGUUAUCAGCGAAGGUGUGAAAGAUGCUGUAGAUCCUCCUGAGAAAUUAUCGGGUUCUGACCCAGAUGCUGGUAGUGACAAGGGUCCUCUGGGUCAAUCCUCCGCGUCAGAGACAGCUUUGGUAUUAGUCCCAGACUCUCAUCUUUCUGAUGCUCAGGAUCAAGAUCCCUCUGCUUCUGAUGUAAUCGAGGAAACUUUGGAGGACAAGAUUCCGGAAGAUACGAUUGGUCCAAAGGAGGGAGCGACCCAUCCAGAGGAAGAGUGAUUGGCCGUUUGUUGGGCCGUUUAGCUAGCUUUCUAAUUUCUGUACUACUUUUGCUGUAGCACUUCUGUACUUUUAUUUCUUUUGCUUGGAGGGUUUCAUGGGAAACUCUCCUUUUUCUGUCAUUUCUGAACAUUUUCGAUACUUUAUGAAUGUUGUUUCUGUUUGCUUUU
Molecule: messenger RNA, 2159 nt
Organism: Mercurialis annua (annual mercury)
Lineage: Eukaryota; Viridiplantae; Streptophyta; Magnoliopsida; Malpighiales; Euphorbiaceae
Exons: 2
Coding region: 1-1989 (662 amino acids)
Source: RefSeq, a predicted model, not a curated record